This is a messenger RNA of Acanthosepion pharaonis, 3951 nucleotides long. The record is from the annotation of a GenBank genome assembly. NCBI's taxonomy places the organism in Eukaryota, Metazoa, Mollusca, Cephalopoda, Sepiida, Sepiidae.
AUGGAACAACAACAACAACAACAACAAAAACAGCAGCAGGACAACGCGAACACUGCGGCUAUUAAAGACAACAGUAAUAUUUACAGGAAUUUAUGGAAGUUGCUUGUCUCGCCCAAAGUAUUAACUGGAGUUUUACAUUUCCAGAAUAAAAGCGCUUGCGACUGGGGCUGGCAAGGUUUCCUAGCUCAUGCCUGUCAUAGCUUCAUCACUGUCAUUGAUCCUCGUACUGUACAGGUGUUCCAAGUAUUAGAAAAACACAAAUCCAAUGUUGUGAAGGUAAAGUGGGCACGUGAGAAUUACCACCACGAUGCUGCUAAUCCCUACACUCUUCAGCUUGCCUCAGCUGAUGCAUCUGGCACCAUCAUAUUAUGGGAUGUUGUGCAAGGAGAAGUCAAAGCAGAAUUUUCAGAUGGCAAUAAAACUAUUCAAGAUAUGGAAUGGCUGUCAUGUCAGGACACAGCCCACAGUUUCCUUGUGGCUCUUCAUCCUCCUUAUUCUUUAGUACUUUGGAAUGCUGAAACUGGUACUAAACUGUGGAAGAAAUCUUACACUGAACCACUUGUGUCAUUUGCAUUUGAUCCAUUUGAAACCAGAAAUAUUGCAUUUCUUGGACAAGACUGCAUCAUAUUUGUGGAUGAUUUCUCUGUGACCAAAGUUCCAUCAAGUAAUGGAAAGAAAUUCUACAUAUCUAGUCCUUCAGCUCAAGGCAGUGGACGAUCUUCCAACAGUGACUCCCUUGACAAAAAAUCUUCUCGAAAUUUGGCAAAGAGAAUGUCAAAAGUCUUGGUUGGUGAAAGCAAAGUGAAGUCAAAUCUCAAUGAAGAAGAGAAUCUGACAUUGAAUGAAUGUUUACAAUUGGCUUAUCAUAAUUCAUGUCGACAUCACCUGAUUCUUCUUUAUCCACGAGAAGUCCUUAUUCUCGAUCUCAAAAUCAACCAAACAGUUGGAAUUAUUCCCAUGGAAAGAACUGGCUCCCCUUUUGUACAGGUCUUAUCUUGUCGCCAGAGAGAUGUACUAAUGUGUCUACAUGAGAAUGGAAGUGUUACUGUUCGUGUUCGCCGCAAAACCAACAUUAUUAGUACACCAGCCUCAGAAGGAACUGGAGCUUUUGACGACGGUCCUCCAAACCCCACCCUGGAUGUCUCUUAUGAUCUGCGUUGUCAGUCUGAUCCAUUAAGGAUUACCCGUCACAGCAAGGUGUAUGGGGUAUCUAUGUGCCCUGUGUCUGAACGAUUGCUCUCUCUUGUUAUGAGUGACAGCAGAGUUCUCUUCAUUGAAUUAAAAGCCACAGAAUUUAAAGUGGGCUGCAACUACCCCAUACAGCUGACGUCACCAUUGUAUACACCAGGUUAUUCUCUUGACCCACUGGUCAGUUUUACCAAUACAGUGUAUUGUGAUGGGGCCAACCAAUUUCCAGUUCCAAGUGACAUCCCUUAUCCACGCAAUACCCUUUUUGACCUGAUUGGUCAGCCCCAGUUAGCGGCUGGGGGCACUUAUGAUGCUGGCUCUCCUUGUCGAAUGUCUAAUCAUGGCAUUGCACUGAAAUUCAUGCUAACUGGUCUUCUCAGUGGCAUUGCAUCUCCGGUUUCUGUUAUUAGAAUGUCUCCACCUUUAACACAAAAGAAUGCAUCCAUGUACAAACCUCUUUUGGCAGUCGGCAAUCAUUCUGGUUCUAUACAGAUAUUUAAUUUGUGCAGUGGACAGUUAGAAAAAGAAUUUAGCCUUCAUUCCAGUACUGUCAGAGGAAUAGAGUGGGCUGGAUUACAAUCGUUCAUGUCUUAUGCCUACCCUGAGCCAAAUGCCAAUGGAUUAGUAAAAAAUGAAAUCUUACUGGUGGAUAUAAUUUCAGGAAACGAGACUCAAGUUCGUGUACGAAGAGAUGAGGAAUCCCCAAUUUAUGCAUUACGCGUGUCACCCAUGAGACAAUAUUUCGUGAUUACAUUCAAAGACAAACCAUUUGAGUUAUGGGAUCUCAAGAAUUUGUCUUUACUGCGAGAUGUGAGGAAAAGUACUGCACGAAUGACAGCUGUUGAAUGGUUUCCUGCUUCCAACAUCCGUACACUGAAGAGAAAAUUAAAUUCUGAAAAUAAGGAAAGUGAGAAUCCUGUGAAUCUUAAUGCUGACAGUCUUUCCACAUCUUCAUUGGCCAAUUUGGAAAGUUCUUCAGGGGAUAACAAACCAAACCCCAAAGUCAUUGGCAAAGAGCACUUGGUAUUCACUGAUCAAGAAAGCACCUUGUACCAUUUUGUCAUUGAAGGAAGUACGUUCACUGAUGUCUCUAAGAUUCCAGUUGAAAGCGGUUUGAGCGUGAUUACUUCUUUGGCAUGGAAGAACGACCAUUUAGCAUUUGGGGAUAUGGAUGGCAUAUUAUGUAUUUGGGAUCUGAAAGGAAGAAUUUCAAGAACCGUUUCCACACACCGGUCUGUCAUUAAGAAAAUCCGAUUUGGGCCAGGGAAGGCUAAUCUUAAAUUUUUCCUGGUCUACAAUGAUGGAUUGGAUAUCUUUGAAAUCAAAGAUCAAAAGGAAGAAAUGAUUGUGUCUUUCAAAUGCCCGAAAGAUAUUCCUCGAGUUAUUGAUGCCGAAUGGGGACAAUCAGACAAACCAGUUGUUCUUAUGUCAGAUGGUUGCAUCCGUAUAUUUGACCUUACCAUGAAGAAAGCUUCUUCUCCAAUCAUAGACUGGGACUUGGAAGAAAAGAUUUUUUGCCCUGCCUUGUUACCCAGCCAUGGUUCUUUGCUGAUGAAAACAUUUUUACAAAACCAAACUUGGAAUGAAAAGUACACAUUCAAGCUCACAGGUAUGAGAGAUGAGGAUCAAGAAAUCCAAAAUAGUGUCAACAAACAACUGAAACUAAUAAACAGUGAUCUCAUGUCAUAUCUUCCUUCAUCAAAGUUUGGUGUUGCCCAGCGUUGUCUCUUGGCUGCUAAAUUAUUUGGUGAUGAGGCUGAAGUCCAUUUCUGGACAGUAGCUCUCCACUAUAUGAGGUCAGAAAAAGUAGCACCUAUGAGUAAGACAGUGAGUCGCAGUGUUUCUGAAGGAGCAGCCGGGGAUUUAUUUAUUCCACUGACUCCAAACAACAAAGAGACACACGAUCUUGUUGUGUUCAACAGUCCACAACAUGAAGACACAACCAUGUUGUACCAACAGUAUCGAGAUGAACCGUUAGAGAAAUGUUAUGAUGUUCUGCAGGAUAGUGCUACAUUCCAGAAAUCUCAGUUGGACCGUAUUGCCCUCCAUGACAGCAAAAGGGCUUCAUAUGAAAACACAAAAAAAUGUGCUGAAAAUUACGUUUUACUUGGUCAGACUGAUCGAGCUGUUCAGCUUUUACUGGAAACAGAAGCAGACAAUGACAAUUAUUAUGUAGACAGUCUGAGAGCCUGUCUUGUGGCCAGCAUUCGGUCAUCAGGAGCAAGCCAAAGUACGAUUAAACUUGUGGCUACUAAUUUGAUUGCCAAUGGCAAAUUGUCAGAGGGCAUUCAGUUGUUAUGUUUGAUUGAUAAAGGACUGGAUGCUUGCCGCUACCUGCAGACUUAUGGUGAUUGGGACCAAGCUGUGUGGCUAGCUAAGGCCACACUUAAUUAUUCUGAAUAUAGUGAAGUCAUGAAAAGAUGGGCUGAUCAUUUGUGUUCACCUCAAGUCAGUCAAAAAAGCAAAGCUGUGUUAGCAAUGUUGUCUCUUGGUCAGUUUGUUCGAGUGGCUGAAAUAUUGUAUGGAAUGCGUUACUUUGACCGUGCUGCUCGCUUUAUUGAAGCUUGUCUGGAAUUUGGUCUUCUUGACAAAUCUGAAGAAAAUGCUCCCCUUAUUGAGGCCAUAUUUUUGGAAUUCUCUCGUCUCCUUAUCAACAUGGGUCUGAAGCAAGCAGCUUUAUAUUAUGGACAGAUGGCAGCCAGUGAAAAGGAGAGAGAAAAACUUUCAGCAGUCAAAGAAGCUGAACAAUUUGGCAUUAAAUGA